AUGGAGGACAUGGCAGCAGGAAAUCAUUGCAAAGUGACUGAGUUCUUCUUGGCUGGGCUCUCAGAGAAAUCAGAACUCCAGCUGCCCCUAUUUCUCCUCUUCAUAGGAUUCUAUGUGUUCACUGUGGUGGGAAAUCUGGCCAUGAUCACAUUGAUUGGACUCAGUUCCCACCUGCACACACCCAUGUACUAUUUCCUCAGUAGUCUGUCUUUCAUUGAUUUCUGUCAGUCCACUGUUGUUACCCCUAAAAUGCUGGUGAACUUUAUAACAGAGAAGAAUCUCAUCUCCUACCCUGCAUGUAUGACUCAGCUCUGCUGCUUCCUCAUCUUUGGUGUUGCAGAGUGCUACACAUUAGCUGCAAUGGCAUAUGACCGCUACGUUGCCAUCUGUAACCCCUUGCUUUACAAUGCAACCAUGUCCUAUCAGAUUUACACUUCCCUUAUUUUUGGUGUGUAUAUUUUUGGUGUGUUCUGUGCAUUAGUUCACACAGGCUUCAUGAUUAAGAUUCAGUUCUGUAAAUUAGAUGUGAUCAAUCACUAUUUCUGUGACCUACUUCCCCUCUUGAAGCUUGCAUGCUCUAAUACCUAUAUUAAUGAAAUGUUGAUUCUAUUUUUUGGUACCCUGAACAUCUGUGUCCCAAUGCUGACCAUUAUUACUUCCUACAUCUUCAUCAUAGCCAGCAUCCUCCGCAUUCGCUCCACUGAGGGCAGGUCCAAAGCCUUCAGUACUUGUAGUUCUCACAUCUUGGCUGUUUCUAUCUUCUUUGGAUCUUUAGCAUUCAUGUACUUGCAACCAUCGUCAGUCAGCUCUAUGGACCAAGGGAAAGUGUCCUCUGUGUUUUAUACAAUCGUUGUGCCCAUGCUGAACCCCUUGAUCUACAGCCUGAGGAAUAAAGAUGUUAGUGUUGCCUUGAAGAAAAUCUUUGAAAGAAAAAUAUUCAUGUAA
This is a messenger RNA of Apodemus sylvaticus (European woodmouse), 945 nucleotides long. RefSeq names its product olfactory receptor 1537-like. The record is from RefSeq and is a predicted model, not a curated record. The transcript has a single exon. Gene Ontology annotation, biological process: G protein-coupled receptor signaling pathway; sensory perception of smell. Lineage: Eukaryota; Metazoa; Chordata; Mammalia; Rodentia; Muridae. The coding region runs from base 1 to 945 and encodes 314 amino acids. Gene Ontology annotation, cellular component: membrane. Gene Ontology annotation, molecular function: G protein-coupled receptor activity; olfactory receptor activity; odorant binding.